AUGAGUUUUUUUAAUCAGGAGGCCUUGAAAUCAGAAAGUGUUCAAAUCCAUCAUGGACCUCCUUCUAUCUACCAGCUGAUACCAAAAAAAGAGCUGAUUGGAACCUUGACCAGAGUGACGAUUGGUGAGAAAGAUGCGAGCAAGACCAAUAAAACCAUCUUAUUAGUUGGUGAAACAGGAGCAGGAAAGUCCACCAUGAUCAAUGCUCUGUUCAACUAUGCUGUGGGUGGGAAGUUUGAGGAUGAAGUUUGGUUUCAGAUUGUGGAAGAGGAGCAGAGAAGUCAAACAGAAAGUCAGACAUCAGAUGUUGUUGUCUAUCAAAUGUUUGGUUUUGAAGGCCAAACUCUACCGUUCUCUCUGACCAUCAUCGAUACUCCUGGAUUUGGAAGCACCAGGGGAUUUAAAGAAGAUGUCUCUGUCAGCCGAAGAUUGUUUGAUUUGUUCAGAUCAGAAGAUGGAGUUCAUGAGAUCAAUGCAGUGGGUCUGGUGAUGAAGGCCAGUGAUAAUCGACUGAGUGACCGACUGAAGUACAUCUUUGAUUCGGUGACGUCUCUGUUUGGAAAAGACCUGGAGAAAAACAUAGUUGCUCUGGUCACUCAUUCUGACGGAAAACCACCUUUAAAUGUCAUAAAGGCCCUGGAAAAUGCAGAAAUUAAAUGUUCCAGAGAUGAGAUGAAUCAGCCUGUUCACUUCAUGUUUAAUAAUCAACAGAUCGAACAGAGAAACAGAACAGAUAAAGAUCAGGAUGGUUCAAAAUACUCCUGGGACUUUACUAAGGAAGAAAUGGGUCGUUUGAAGGAGUUUCUGAAAAAAACCAAACCUCAGCCUCUGAAAACAACCGUAGAGGUUCUGAAUGAACGGAUCAGACUGGAGGCCUGCAUCCAGAACCUGGAGCAGAGAAUUGAGCUGACUGAACUGAAGCAGAAUGAACUCAAACAGAUCGAAGAAGCUUAUAAUAAACAUGAAGAAGAGAUGAAGGAGAACCAGAACUUUACUAUAGAAGUUGAUGAGUUUUCUGCCCUGAGGAGCUCGAGUUUUGCCCCGCCCCUGUCUGCUCUGUUUGUCGUAUCUGUUCUUGGAUUCUACCGGCUUCUGAACCUGCUCGGCGUCUGCUGCUCGCUCUCUAGGAACUCUGGGGGCAUCGCCCACCGCAACUGCUGUCAAAGCUCCACGAGCGGACUUGAACUUUGA
Molecule: messenger RNA, 1191 nt
Organism: Cyprinodon variegatus (sheepshead minnow)
Lineage: Eukaryota; Metazoa; Chordata; Actinopteri; Cyprinodontiformes; Cyprinodontidae
Product: septin-5-like
Exons: 2
Coding region: 1-1191 (396 amino acids)
Molecular function (GO): GTP binding
Source: RefSeq, a predicted model, not a curated record